GAGAUCCCCGUUGCUAGGAGACGGAGAUGCGUUUGGCUCCAGACCCCAGCCUCGCUGCUAUCCCAGGUUCUCUCUCUUGUGGAAGGGCUAAGAUCUAAGGUCGCACUACCAUCCAGGGGCAGUUCCGUAAGGCCCUUUUCUGGGGCGUUUUCCUCCUAUUUCUUCUAAAGCUGAACAAAGCAGACUGAGGAUCCUUGCCUAGAUCCACGCUCCCCCGCCCCCAGCUAUGCCUAAGAAAGGGAAAAAGGCCAAGUUGCCCCUGUCCGAUGAGGAGCAGCUGCUUCUGUUUCAGCAGAAGUUGCUGGCAGAGGAGGAGAUGGCCAAGAAGAAAGAGAGGCUCCUGAGCCAGUUCUUGAAGGACAAGCUGGCCAAGGAGGAGCACAAUAGUGCUCUGAACCUUAACAAGAUUAACACACAGUGGAGAACCGUCCUUAGGGAAGUCAAGACCAGAGAGCUUCAUAAGGACAUUGAGAUCCUCAGCCAAACAUUUGAACGAGUGGUGGACUGCAAGGACAGUGUCAUCAAGUCUUUAGCCAAGGACCUGUCAGAAGCAGAGGAGCAGUACGCCCACGCCCUGCGCGGCCACCUGCACAGCAUUGACCAGCUCUUAGCCCUGCAGAGACGCCGGCUCAACCUCCUAGAGGAGAGUUACAACACAGAGCUGGAGGCCCUAACCAAAGAGUUUGAGACAGAAAGGAAGACAAUUAUUGACCAGCAUGAAAAAGAGAUUCACUACCUACAAGAUGUCUUCAUGGCCAUGGAGCAGAACUAUAUAGAUUCUGAGUAUGAAAGUAAGCUGGAGUUCCAGAGCUUGUGGGAUGAUCUCAAAAACAAGAAUUUAGAAGAGAAGCAUUUUCUAAGACUGCAACUGGAGAACAUAGUAGAAGAUCUGUGGAGAAGGUUCCAGGACGCACUCAAGAAUUACACCGAUGCCACAGAGGACCAAAAGAUUGCCUUUGAGACUCUGCAGGUGAAAGAUGAGAAGAGCUCCAAAGAGAUUGAAGCACAGAUGAAAAAAAUACAGAGACUACAGGACUCCAUAAUGACUUUAAAAAGCAAGAUCAUGGUGCACAGCCGUGAGAGUGAAGACCAGAACCAGUACAUUCGUAAGGACAAGGAGCUGGUCCUUGCCCAACUGCGAAAACUUAAGGCCCAAAGGACUCAGGCCCGGGAACUAUCCCAGGAAAACUUAGUCAAACUCACUAUGGAAAGUAAUGCCACCCUCAAGGCCCUGAGAAGGAUCGUCGAUAAGGGUGAAAAGAUACUGAAACUUGCUGAAAUAUGUAGGAAGUUUGAAACAGAGGAAGAAAAAGUGCUGCCUUUCUAUUCAUCAGUCUUGACUCCCAAGGAGCAGGAGGAGAUAGAAGAAAUUUACCCAGAGGAGCUUACCGAACAGCUUGCAAAGGUGAUAGUAAACUACACAGGGAUGGAGAAUUUCUGGAAAAGGUACAACAAAGUGAAACUGGAGCAACUGAGCCUCCAACACAGACAUGUCCAGUUGUUAGAAAUCAAUGGGAAGUUGCGGGAGAUGCUGAAGCAGUACUUAGAUGGCAUCUCAGUGAGUGACGAAGUGAUGAGCCAGCUCAACCCACUCUUUAUCGUCAACCAUCGAAGUAACUUACCCCAGCCUUUGUCCACACCUACCACCCAGCCAGGUGACAAACCACCUCCAACUACUUACAACAUCAUUGAAGCAGCCCAUGUGAUCUCCCACAUCCUGUGACAGAAGGAGAAAAUCGCUUUUCAAACCCCAAACGAUUUUUUGAGAGACUGGAGGACUUUGCUAUUAAAAAUUUCCAUGAGGUUUA
Messenger RNA from Odobenus rosmarus divergens (Pacific walrus), 1808 nucleotides. RefSeq names its product coiled-coil domain containing 65 (gene CCDC65). The record is from RefSeq and is a predicted model, not a curated record. The transcript has 8 exons. NCBI's taxonomy places the organism in Eukaryota, Metazoa, Chordata, Mammalia, Carnivora, Odobenidae. Gene Ontology annotation, biological process: cilium-dependent cell motility; regulation of cilium movement; axonemal dynein complex assembly. Gene Ontology annotation, cellular component: axoneme; axonemal dynein complex. Bases 227 to 1723 code for a protein of 498 amino acids.